AUGGCAGAUAGCAAUUUCAACUUACCACCAGGUUUUCGAUUCUAUCCAACUGAUGAAGAACUUAUAGUCCAUUUCCUUCUUCGAAAGGUUGCGCUUUUACCUUGCCAUCCUGAUGUCCUUCCAGAUCUUGAUCUUUAUCCCUAUGAUCCAUGGGACUUGAAUGGUAAAGCAAUGGCUGAAAGCAACAAAUGGUACUUUUACAGCAGAAGAACACAAAGCAGAAUUACAGAUAGUGGAUAUUGGCAGAGUAUAGGGAUCGAUGAACCAAUAUAUUCUAGUGCAAGCCAAAAGUUAAUUGGUAUGAAGAAAUAUUAUGCCUUUUACAUUGGUGAACCUCCAGAAGGUGUCAAAACAGAUUGGAUAUUGCAGGAAUAUAGGCUAUCUGAUUCUUCUUCCAGUUGUAGAUCAUCAAGGAAAAGAAAUUCGAAAAAAGAAUAUAGUAAGUGGGUGGCAUGUCGAGUGUAUGAGCAUGCUUGUGACAAGGAAGACGAUGAUGGGUUGGAGCUUUCAUACUUGGACGAAGUUUUUAUGUCGUUGGAUGAUCUCGACGAAAUUAGUUUGCCAAGUUAG
Messenger RNA from Fraxinus pennsylvanica, 570 nucleotides. NCBI's taxonomy places the organism in Eukaryota, Viridiplantae, Streptophyta, Magnoliopsida, Lamiales, Oleaceae. The record is from the annotation of a GenBank genome assembly.